CAAGUGAGGGGUUUCUGCUGCUUCACCAAAAAGAAAGGAGCCCAAUCAGAAAUAGCAAAAAAAUUAGGACGACAGAGAUAAUAAAUAGGCGGCUACUACAAAUACAGGAAGUCAUAGGGACCUUAAACCCCAAAGAGAAAAAAGUCAAGAAACACAAACAAAAGAACCCCAGUUCUGUACUUAGUACUAGUACAGUCAGAACACGAACAAAAGAAGCUAGGCUAAAGGGGGAAAGCAACAGCAUGCAGGUUUUCCGAAGAACCCCACUUCACAGAAUCUACUCGAGAUUCCUUAAUCAAGUAGUCAAGACCAAUGCAUAUUCUACAAAGAAAAUUUAUGAUGCUGGACAGCCAACUCCAGCCACUCACCCUCAGUUAAUGAAAGAAGGGGAAAUUACUCCUGGCAUUUCCACUGAAGAAUAUAUGCAGAGGAGGAAGAAAUUAUUGGAGUUCCUUCCGGAGAAUAGUUUAGCUAUUGUUGCAGCUGCUCCCACAAAAAUGAUGACUGAUGUUGUACCUUACAAUUUUAGGCAGGAUGCUGACUAUUUAUACAUCACCGGAUGCCAACAACCUGGUGGUGUUGCGGUUCUAGGGCAUGAGUGUGGUUUAUGCAUGUUCAUGCCAGAACCAAGCCUCCAGGACGUUCUUUGGCAAGGAGAAGUGGCUGGAGUUGAUGCAGCUCUACAGAUAUUCAAGGCUGACCUUGCUUACCCUAUUAGCAGAUUGCCCGAGAUGCUCUCCAGGAUGAUAGAAAAUUCUGCCAAUGUGUUCCAUAAUGUGAAGGCAAGUACUUCAUCUUACAUGGAACUAGAGGCCUAUAGAAAAGCAGUCAACAAUUGCAAACUGAAAGAUUUCUCUGUUUACACUCAUGAAGCUCGACUGGUGAAGUCUCCAGCAGAGCUUAAAUUGAUGAGAGAUUCUGCAUCAAUAGCUUGUCAGGCGCUUAUCCAGACCAUGUUGUACUCGAAGUUGUUUCCUGAUGAAGGAAUGCUGUCAGCCAAAUUCGAAUAUGAAUGCAGAGUUAGAGGUGCCCAAAGAAUGGCGUUUAACCCUGUCGUUGGUGGAGGACCAAAUGGCAGUGUCAUUCAUUAUUCUCGUAAUGACCAGAAAAUUGAAGAUGGUAACCUUGUCUUGAUGGAUGUUGGAUGCGAGCUCCACGGUUAUGUCAGUGAUCUUACUCGUACUUGGCCACCCUUUGGCAAAUUUUCUCCUGUUCAUGAGGAACUUUAUGAUCUUAUUUUGGAGACAAACAAGGAAUGUUUGGAGCUGUGCAGACCUGGCGCAAGCAUCCGCGAAAUACACCACUACUCGGUAGAAAAGCUGCGAAGAGGAUUCAAGGAGAUUGGGAUACUAAAAAAUGAUCGGCGUGGAGGAUAUGAAAUGUUAAAUCCUACGAAUAUAGGUCACUAUCUAGGAAUGGACGUUCAUGAUUCUUCUGCAAUUGGAUAUGAUCGACCUCUGAAACCUGGUGUAGUCAUCACAAUUGAACCAGGAGUAUACAUCCCUUCGUGCUUUGAUUGUCCAGAAAGGUACGGAGGUAUUGGAAUUAGGAUUGAAGAUGAAGUCCUUAUUACAGAAUCAGGUUAUGAGGUACUUACUGCUUCCAUACCAAAGGAAAUCAAACACCUCGAGUCCUUGUUGAACAACUUUGGCAGUGGAAGCGGAAUAGACGCUAGAGCUGCUCUAAGUUAGUUUGCUUUUAAAUCUCCAAGCUUCAACACAGCAACGACGAGUCCAAGUGGUGCGUGCUUUGUUUUCUUCAGAAGUUUGUAUGUGCUCCUGAUUCUUUUCAGGGCCAUUUCUACUCUGUAACAUGAAUGUGGAUCGUUGAAAUUGGAUGUUUUAAGUGUGGAAUAAUUAAUUUAUGUUAUUUGUUGUGAUUUUCUAAUAAGAAUAAUUCGAAGGCUCA
Capsicum annuum is the source of this 1908-nucleotide messenger RNA. RefSeq names its product intermediate cleaving peptidase 55, mitochondrial. Gene Ontology annotation, molecular function: manganese ion binding; metalloaminopeptidase activity. The transcript has 14 exons. Gene Ontology annotation, cellular component: mitochondrion. The record is from RefSeq and is a predicted model, not a curated record. Bases 243 to 1691 code for a protein of 482 amino acids. Lineage: Eukaryota; Viridiplantae; Streptophyta; Magnoliopsida; Solanales; Solanaceae.